AUGUGUUCCACAAAUCCAGCAAAUUGGGUCACCUUCGAUGAUGAGCCACUCUUCCAGUCACCUCAGAAACUGGUUGAUAAUCAGAGUUGUUGUAAAGCAAAUGGCCUUAAACUCAAUCUCUCUAGUGUGCAUGAUUCUUCAAGUAGGUCAUCUUCUACAGGUAGCACUCCACUCUCAUCUCCUGUAGUUGACUUCUACCUCAGUCCUGGACCACCCAGUAACUCUCCACUUACUACACCUACCAGAGACUACCCAGUAAGUCCAUGCAUCCCAAAGCCUGGGAUUCACCUCCUUUAUCCCAUCCCUGAAUGGCCGUCAAACAUUAACCUGCUUCCGUCACCCGGGACUUGCUCAUCCCUAACCUCGCAGAAGCCCAGCAGCCUUUCUUUGAACACCUUGCCUAAUGACCAUCCAGUUAAGACUUUGGUGUCCAAAUCAACAGACGAAGGAAGCCCUAAUCUGUCAGGAAGCUGCGAGGAGUCACGAGAGUUGUCAUCAGUACUGGGGCACUUCCCGUACUUCGAGAACGACUGUGCUUUUUCUAGUCCCUUUUGGACAGAAGGAUGCUCCCUCAGCACAUCACCAGCUAAUGUUGGCACCCACAGGAAGGACAAAGUGCUUGACAAGAGCAUCUGUCAUCCUAAAGACAAAGAGACUUGCCACGAUCAGAAAAGCCUUAACCAGGGCUCCUUCAGCUACAUCUGUGCGAGGCUUGAACAUCUGCAAGCCGAUGGCUGCAAUGCCACAGGAAGCCCACCUGUCUCCAGUGCUCAUGUGUGGCACAACCUCUCCGCUGCCAUCCCACGCAGCCUCUUCAGGAGCCAGAAAGCAGAUGGGUGGCUGUUCAUGCUGAGGAUUCCUGAAAAGAAGAACAUGAUGUCUUCUCGGCAAUGGGGCCCUAUUUACCUUAGCGUUCUAGCUGGAGGCGUGCUGCAGAUGUAUUAUGAAAAGGGCCUGGAGAAACCUUUCAAGGAAUUCCAGCUGCAGCCACACUGUAGACUGUCUGAACCCAAGUUAGAGAGCUACAAUGUCUCAGGAAAAAUCCAUACCGUGAAGAUCGAGUGUGUUUCUUACACAGAGAAAAGGAGGUAUCAUCCCAAAGCAGAAGUGGUCCAUGAGCCAGAGGUUGAGCAGAUGUUAAAGCUGGGUACCACAGAUUAUAAUGACUUCACUGAUUUCCUUGUAACAGUCGAGGAAGAGCUUAUGAAGCUUCCUACCAUUUCUAGACAGAAGAGGAAUUAUGAAGAGCAAGAAAUUACUCUAGAAAUAGUGGAUAACUUUUGGGGGAAAGUCACUAGGGCAGAAGGAAAACUGGUAGAAAGUGCUGUCAUCACACAUGUUUACUGCUUGUGUUUUGUGAAUGGAAGUGCUGACUGCUUUCUCACCCUGAAUGACCUGGAGCUCCAGAGGAGGGAUGAGCGUUACUUCGAGAAGGAGGAGGAGAAGAAAUGGAUUGAGAUUCUUGAUUGCCAUUUCCAUAACUGUGUCAAAGUGCAGGAAUUUGAGCAAUCGCGAAUUAUUAAGUUUACUCCCCCGGACGCUUAUAGGCUGGAGCUGAUGCGGUUCAGGACACAGUAUCAAGGGCAAGAGCUUCCCUUUUCUGUGAAGGCUGCUGUAGUGGUUCAGGGGGCAUAUGUUGAACUUCAGGCUUUUAUAAUCAUGUCUUCAACUGCUCUGAUCCCAGCCCGUUUGCCUUCUCUGAAAUACUGUGAAAAUGUUAUGAUACACUUUCCCGUUCCCACGCAGUGGGUGAAAACGCUUUGGACCAUGAACCUCCAAAGGCAGAAGUCCCUAAAAGCAAAAAUGAAUAGGAGAGCAUGCUUUGGAUCUUUACACGAGGUUGAAUCUGAUUCUCUAAUACAAGUCUCAAUUGGAACAGCAAAAUACGAGAGUGCCUACAGGGCUGUUGUGUGGAAGAUUGACAGGCUUCCAGAUAAAAACUCAAGUUCUGAUCAUCCACACAGCCUGUCUUACAAACUGGAACUCGGAUCAGACCAGGAAAUCCCAUCUGACUGGUAUCCAUUUGCUACUGUCCAGUUUGUUGUUCAUGACACCUGUGCCUCUGGAACAAAAGUCAAGUCACUGGGCAUAGAGAGUGAUCUGCAGCCCCAGAAGCACAUCAUUCAGAAAGCUUUUUACAAUUACCAGGUUGAAAUUGAAAAGAAGUGGAUUAGGCUUGAUGGAGAGGAUCCAGAUAAGGCUGGCAACUGCCUAAUGCAGUAAAAGAGGACAGGAGGCAUCGUCAUGGGAUAUUAGUGGGAAUCAAUUUCCAUAGCAAAUUCUAUUUUUAGGAGGAGAGCAGUGACC
Molecule: messenger RNA, 2307 nt
Organism: Chaetura pelagica (chimney swift)
Lineage: Eukaryota; Metazoa; Chordata; Aves; Apodiformes; Apodidae
Gene: STON1
Product: stonin 1
Exons: 3
Coding region: 1-2223 (740 amino acids)
Biological process (GO): clathrin-dependent endocytosis; regulation of endocytosis; synaptic vesicle endocytosis
Cellular component (GO): AP-2 adaptor complex; synaptic vesicle
Molecular function (GO): clathrin-cargo adaptor activity
Source: RefSeq, a predicted model, not a curated record